Molecule: messenger RNA, 2938 nt
Organism: Oncorhynchus masou masou (cherry salmon)
Lineage: Eukaryota; Metazoa; Chordata; Actinopteri; Salmoniformes; Salmonidae
Product: adenosine receptor A2b-like
Exons: 4
Coding region: 585-1928 (447 amino acids)
Biological process (GO): adenylate cyclase-activating G protein-coupled receptor signaling pathway; G protein-coupled adenosine receptor signaling pathway
Cellular component (GO): plasma membrane
Molecular function (GO): G protein-coupled adenosine receptor activity
Source: RefSeq, a predicted model, not a curated record
GGAGCGCACAAAUUGCCUAUCAGAUUACGUUCCCCAGCUAUGAUCCUUUACAUCACGCGUUCUAUUUUACGCCACUUAAAACGUAGGCCUAUAAUGUGAAUUAUUUUAUUCGAGCGAUGUUUAUUGGCAUGAUGCAAACUAUUUCGAUUAGGUUGUGAUUCAUUUGGAAUAAGACACGUCGAGGGAUAUAUUGAAAAGGGAGUUACAGGAGGGAGACGAGAGAGCUAGGGGAUAAUACUGUCACUUUCUGCGGUAUGACACUUGUGAUCGCUUCCUGGCUCAGUCUCAGCCCCAUUGGAGUUUCAUGCUAAAUUGUGCAACAGUGAGGGGAAGAACUUGAGAGGAGAGCACCAGACAGGACAACAGAUAAGAUAACAGAAGGUUGGACUGCUUCUCUGACCACCAACUGUGGGACUUCUAAGAGGCUUUAAGGUGAAGUGGUCUCUGUGUUUGGAGAGCUCAGCCAUAGUCCCAGGCAGUGAGUUAAGCCCUACAGGGUGAGGCCACCGCUACCAGCCUGCAGCUAUGGACCUUGAGGAGAGUGGUCCUCCUUCCUCCUCAGUGACCUCGCUGAUCCUCUCACCAUGCUGAACGAUGCUUCCUCUGUCAUCUACAUUGUGCUGGAACUGCUGAUCGCCAUACUAUCCGUGCUGGGCAAUGUGCUGGUCUGCUGGGCCGUCUGCCUCAACAGCAACCUGCAGAACAUCACCAACUUCUUUGUGGUGUCCCUGGCGGUGGCAGACAUUGCUGUGGGAGUGCUGGGUAUCCCCUUCGCCAUCGUCAUCAGCACUGGCUUCUGCUCCAACUUCUAUGGCUGCCUCUUCAUUGCUUGCUUUGUGCUGGUGCUCACCCAGAGCUCCAUCUUCAGCCUGCUGGCCAUCGCCAUAGACCGUUACAUCGCCAUCACGAUACCGCUCAGGUACAAUAGCCUGGUGACAGGCCAGCGUGCCAAGGGGAUCAUUGCUGUCUGCUGGGUGCUGUCCAUCAUCAUUGGCCUGACCCCGAUGUUGGGCUGGAACAAGUCCACUGAGCGCCCCAACAGCACCUGCUCCCCAGGCCUGAUGGAGUGUCUGUUUGAAGAGGUGGUUGUCAUGGACUACAUGGUCUACUUUAACUUCUUUGCCUGUGUCCUGAUGCCUCUGCUGCUCAUGCUGGUCAUCUACCUGCAGAUCUUCAUGGCAGCUCGGCAUCAGCUGAAGCUCAUAGAACUGAAGGCUGUCCACGGGGGGAAGUCCCACUCCACCCUGCAGAAGGAGGUCCAGGCGGCCAAGUCGCUGGCCAUCAUCGUGGGCCUGUUUGCCAUCUGCUGGCUGCCGCUGCACAUCAUCAACUGCUUCACCCUGUUCUGCCCUCAGUGUGCCCGCCCACCCCUCUGGAUAAUAUACGUGGCCAUCAUCCUCUCCCACGGCAACUCAGUGGUCAACCCCUUCAUCUAUGCAUACCGCAUACGGGAGUUCCGUCACACCUUCAGGAGGAUCAUCCGCCGCCACUUCCUGGGCCUCCACCGCCGGCAGCUGUUUGAGAGUGGCGGCAGCACUCGCACCUCCACCCACAACAGAGUCUGUGGCUCAGUGAGGGUUAAGGCCAACUGCCUCAGCUUCGACCUCCACACCGAGCACAACACCUGUAGCUGUGAGAGCCAUGUCACACCUGCAGGGGCCGUUCUGACCUCAGCGCCCAUUCACAACCACCCUCUUUCUGUGAUUAGUUUCCACAAUCACAAUGUGAGCCCCCCUCUGCCACAGCCUCUCAUACAGACCCAGACACAACCCUUAUGUCAUCCCCUGCAGUAUGGGGACCACCAGCAGUCUCCUAAAGGACCAGAGAUGGAAGAGGUAAAGGACAGGCAGGAUCUCUCCCCUGUCCAGGUCAAAUCACUGUUCUAUAAACAUAAAACCUGCUUCACCAAGCUUUCUGGGGUGUCCUGAUGGAUACAGAAUUGGUGCCAGACAUCUACUAAGGAACCCUUAACACCUGGCCUUCUGUGUGAAAUUACUCAGAUGCUCUUAUUUUUGGGGAGUCAGCUCUGAGUGUAAUGGUAGAUUACUGGGUAGGCAGGCUCACAAGCUGAGGAUCAGAGUUUGGAUGUAUCUUAUGUUAUCUAGAUGGCCUAAUGGAGGCAUUCUAUCAGCAGGGAUUCUAAUAGUGGAGCCAAGCUUCUACACAAAGGCAGCCAUACAAAACAAACUGUAUAUGCACCAUUUCAAUUGGACCUUUCAGCUUCUUGAAGCAAAAAAUGGUUGUAGUUAUUUAUAGCAGAAAUGUGACUUGAAUGGUUCAAUGUGAUUCUGUUUGUGAUGUUUAUUCUCUUGGUCUGUGACGUCAUGUGGUGCUUAGAUCUGAAGCUUCACAAUUGGCUCUUGUUCUUUGCCCUAAAGAAAUAACAUUGACGUGAUUGGAUUACUCCUGUGUAUUUGGGGAUGGCAGGGAUGUUUCAAGCGUGUGAUAAGGGGACCGUACUACUUCAUUGAUUUAGCAUGUUUGUGUCCCAUAUAGAUGGACGUGAUGAGAGUGCAUUUCAUUUAGACGUUCAGGUUUAUGAUCUUGCAAAUGUAUGAAUGCAACAAAGCUUAAAUCUGCCUUGCAAAGAGUUUUUCAAUGAUAAUGGUUGUAAACUAUUUUGAGGAGGAUCUACUAAUCUACCACUGUGCACUUUCUCUACAUUACACUUCGUUCAACUUGUCUAACUGUCACUUUUUCUACAUUACACUUCUUUCAACUUGUCUAACUGUCAGUAGCACGAACCUGUGCAGAUCCUUCAGAUAUCACAGACAAUUAAAUGAUACAAAUAAAUAAUGACAUACACCUUAUAUUUUUUACUAAAAUGACUCUCUCGCAAGUGUUACAUAUCUAUGGCAUUCUGUGCAUUCUCACAUUUCGGAUGCAAUGCAUGCAGCAAUACCUCCUGUCCAAAAAUAAAUAUAUAUUUUUAAGUAAA